Molecule: messenger RNA, 2481 nt
Organism: Chenopodium quinoa (quinoa)
Lineage: Eukaryota; Viridiplantae; Streptophyta; Magnoliopsida; Caryophyllales; Amaranthaceae
Product: nucleolin-like
Exons: 2
Coding region: 923-2296 (457 amino acids)
Molecular function (GO): calmodulin binding
Source: RefSeq, a predicted model, not a curated record
UAAAAGUGUUUGGUAAAUAACCGUUAAUUAUUACUUGUAAUUCUUUCAGUGUAUGUAAUAGCUAAAAAGCUAAAUACUAUGUAUUAAAUAAGCUAAUUAAAAAAGCUUUUUAUUAUCUUUUGUUUUUAUUUUUAUAUUUUUCAAAAAGAGCCUUUUGAGUCCAAAAGACAUUUUCAGUAAGUAAUUGACCUAACACUCAAAUUAGUUUAUUAAUUGAUCAAACCUUUAAUAGACUUCAGUAAGUUGAAAGCUCUCUAAAAAACUCAUUACCAAACACGACCUAUUUGUUGUAAGAAUUUUUACUUUCCAAUCUGAGUUCAUUUUUCAUUAGAAGCACUUUAACGGUGAAUUUCCUUACCUUUCUCAUUGCAAAAUGUAUAGCCCAUUGAAUUAGACGGAGUUAACUUUUAAGGCCUACGUAAUUUUUAUUAUAAAUAAAAAUCAACUAUCAACACAACAAUUCAACACACCAGAAACAACCAAUUAAUUAAAUUCUAUCCAAAUAAAAAAAAAAAAAAUUCAAAUACAGUUGAAAAGGUCAACGCCUCUUCCUAUCCUAGGUGGCAAGAUAUUAUUGGUUGAUAACCUAAUGCGUAUUUUGCUCCCCACCUAUUUUCACUACUUUUUUAAGAAUUAGAUUUAUUUUAAUUAUAAUAUUUACUACAACAUUUAAGGUAUUAAUUAAUCAAAAGACAGCAAAUAUUCUUUCUCUGAUCCCUCUUUCUUUCUUUGUUUUCAAUCACCUCUCCCACCUUUCUUGUUUGGCUUCAUAUAUUUCUCAUUUCUCUAUACAUCUCUUAUUUUUGUUAUUCUUUUCAUCGAUGGAGAUUUAGAGCUUCAUUAUCUUGUUGAUCUCAGCAAAACCAAGGAAUUUUUGAGAUAAGAGGUUGAGUUUGAAUUUGAUAAUUAAAAGAGAAAAUUCAUGGCAACAUUAAGGGGAAGUGGUGGUGGAGGAAAGGAAAUAAAGAGAGGAACAUCUCCUUCAAGUUCUGUUAUCAAGAAAUCUCCUAAACCUUCAUCAUCUAAUCCUAAUGAUGAAAAAACCAGUUCAACUUCAGACACCAGCAAACCUGUCCCUAACUAUCUCAAACCUACCAUGAGCUCGAGUCUUGACUUCUCGAGGAUUCCUAAGAAAUCGAGCACAGAGGCCUCUGCCCAAAAACCGGCUCUCAAUAGGAGGAGGUCCUUUGAGCGCCCCCCACCUGCAUCCCAAGUCAGUAAGGCCAUUUGCGGUCCUCCUGCAGGGACUCGUGACAUUAAGCCUCAACGAUCAACUUCCUUCUCGAAUAAAACAGUCACUCCUUCUGAGUCCUCUUCCUCCUCUACAAAGUCAUCCUCAGAGAAAAGCUAUGCUAGGGCCUCGAGUUUGAAGGAUAGGAAGGUAGGACCUCAGAUGACUAAGUCUUGGAGUAUCAAAAAGAGUACAUUGUCAUCACCAAGUACCAAAAGGGAGCCUACAUCAUCAUCUUCCUCUUCUACUAAGAAGCCUCCUAGAAGUGUGACUUCUGAAUCAAGUGUAGACUGUGAGAGUCGAUCAGUUGAUCGUUUGGUUAUUGAGGAUGAGUUUGUGAACAUUGAUGACAGUGAGGUUCAGUCUCUUCCUGAGAUGUCAGAGAUGCCUGACAGCAAUAGUGAGCUUGCUGACCCUACUGAUGUAGAGAUGAAGGAACUCGAACAUGUUGAAGAGGAUCCAAAGGAAAGCAUUGUAGAGGAAGAUCAUCAGCCUCAUCAUGAGGAUAAAUUGACAGUUGUUGAACAGGUAACGGAGGAGCCUGCAGCGGUCUUGGAGGAAGCUGCAGCAGAACAGGAGAGUGAAAAAUCCGAAGAUCAGAAUCAGACUGUCGAAGAAGUAUCAGUUGAUAAUCAGCCAAAGGUUGAGCCUGCAGAAGAACAGAAUCUGGCAGAGGAUGCAGAGGAUUACGAAGAUGACUCUGACAUUAAGGUACUAGAAGUGGAUCCCCUUGAAAUAAAAGUGGAAGAAACAAAGAAGGAAGAAGUAGAGGAACCAAAGGAGCCAGAAGCCGAAAAGAAAGAGGAAGAGGAAAAAACAGAAGCAAAGGAUGAGAAGCCGGUUGAGGAAGCUGUCAGCAGUCCGCCUGCAGACACUGCUGCUGCACCUGUGAAAAAACAGGCUGCAGCAGCCGAAAAGAAAGAAAAGCAAGAUUAUAAUGAUGUGAUUGAAGAGACUGCAUCUAAGCUUAUGGGAACCAGCGGCUCAAAGAGGCCGAACAAGGUUUUGGCCUUAGCUGGUGCAUUUGAGACUGUCAUUUCUUUGCAAGACACUAAAAAGGGCUGAUCAUCAUCCUACUUAUACAUUGGAGUCGAUUUCGAGUUGCUCGGGGUGAGAAGAAGAGAAUUGGUUUUAUUCAUUAAUUAAUUUGUCUAUUACAUUUUCCCUUUUAUUGUUUUUCUUUUACUGGAUUAGACCAGCUGUUCUUUGAGGUUGGAAUUAAUUGGGAAACAGUUUGCUUUGCUUUUGUA